AUGGCAGAAGGAAAAUACGCCAACGACCCGGAAUGGGAAUCCAUCACACCCAUCCAGCUUGACGAUGGCUCUGACUCCGGCGCAAUGCCCCUGGCAUGCAUCGCCUAUCCAUCCGAGUACCUCGAGGCAACCUCGUACCUGCGCGCCGUCAUGGCCGCGAAUGAGAUGUCGGAGCGCGCUUUGCGAUUGACUGAAGAUGUCAUCUCCCUUAACCCCGCCCACUACACUGUGUGGAUCUACCGCGCCAAGAUCCUAUUCGCCUUGGAAAAGGACCUCCUGGAAGAACUAGAGUGGCUCAAUGGCGUUUCUCUAAAGUAUCUCAAAAAUUAUCAAAUCUGGCACCACCGCCAAGUCCUAAUGGCCUCAAAAGCACACUUCCCAACAAUCCCCACCAAAGAACUAGACUUCCUAAUGGAAAUGUUCGCCCAAGACUGGAAAAACUACCACGUCUGGACAUACCGCCACUGGCUAGUCCGAAACUUCAAGCUAUGGGAUUUACCCCGCGAACUGGAAGACGUAGAAUCACUCAUAAAAGCCGAUGUCCGCAACAACUCCGCCUGGAAUCACCGGUACAUGCUUCGAUUCGGACCGCGCGAGGACGCGCCCGCUGCGGGGAUGGCGAAUGCGGGUUCCUCUGCGAUGAGUGCGGAUGAGAAGGGCGUUUUGACUGUUGUUGAUGAGGACCUUGUUGAUGCGGAGUUGGAGUUUGCUAAGGCGCAGAUCGUCCGGGCGCCGGAGAAUCGCUCGGCUUGGUGGUAUGCUCGUGGUGUGUUGAGGGCUGCUGGGAGGGGGGUUGGGGAGUGGGAGCGGUUUGCGGGGAAGUUUGUUGAUGCUGGUUCUGGGGAGGUUAGGAGUAGUCAUGCUGUUGAGUGGUUGGCGGAUGUUUAUGCUCUGGGUGAAGGGGAGAAGGCUGUUGAGAUGUUUACGCUUUUGAAGGAGAAGUAUGAUCCUAUUCGGAAGAAUUAUUGGGAUUAUCGGAUUCAGCAGGUUGUUGUAUGA
Molecule: messenger RNA, 999 nt
Organism: Penicillium waksmanii
Lineage: Eukaryota; Fungi; Ascomycota; Eurotiomycetes; Eurotiales; Aspergillaceae
Gene: ramB
Product: bifunctional protein farnesyltransferase/protein geranylgeranyltransferase
Exons: 3
Coding region: 1-999 (332 amino acids)
Biological process (GO): protein farnesylation; protein geranylgeranylation
Cellular component (GO): cytoplasm; CAAX-protein geranylgeranyltransferase complex; protein farnesyltransferase complex
Molecular function (GO): protein farnesyltransferase activity; CAAX-protein geranylgeranyltransferase activity
Source: RefSeq, a predicted model, not a curated record